ACUCACACCAACCUCAAUUAUACAAAACCCUGAAGAAAGACACACACAGCCAUUGUUGUUUUCCAUUGAUUGAGCGAAAGCUUUGUUUUUUCUGCGAUAAUUUUCAAUUGGGUGGAAGAAAGUCCCAAGCUUUUAGUGAAAGAGCAAGGAUCUGAGAAGAACGAUGUGUGGAGGUGCGAUUAUCUCCGACUUCAUUCCGGCGGGGCCUGCGGGCCGCUCCCGCCGCGUCACCGCCGAUAUCCUGUGGCCAAAUUUGAGGAACGGGAAGCGGUUCUCGAAGCCGGUGCUGGACGAUGACUUCGAGGCUGGCUUCAGAGACUUCAAGGAUGACUCGGAAAUCGAGGAGGACGAGGAGGAGGAGGACGAGGAUUUGAUCAUGGUCGGUGUCAAGCCCUUUGGUGGAUUUUCUCACUCUGCUAAUGCCUCCAAGCCUCUCUCUCGUGGAUCAGCAAGUGUGAAAUCUGCUGAAUCAAAGGGGCAAGCUGAGAAGUGUGCCAAGAGAAAGAGGAAGAACCAAUAUCGCGGGAUCCGUCAGCGUCCAUGGGGAAAGUGGGCAGCUGAGAUCCGGGACCCUAGAAAGGGGGUUCGUGUUUGGCUUGGAACCUUCAACACUGCUGAAGAAGCCGCAAGAGCAUAUGAUGCUGAAGCAAGGAGGAUUCGCGGCAAGAAAGCCAAGGUGAACUUCCCUGAUGAGGCUGCAGGUGUUUCCUCAAAACGCUACAAGGCAAAUCCAGAGGCACAGCCAAUGAAGGAAAGUCUCAGCUCUGUGAAGCCAAAAAUGAACUCAAUGUUCAAUUUUGGUGACAAUCUGGAGGGCUACUACAGCCCUAUGGAUCAGGUGGAACAGAAGCCAAUGGUUAACCAAUUUGUUAACACUGCCCCAUUUGCCGGAAAUGGAGUUCAAGUCUCACCUGUGGUUACUCCAUCUGCUGAUGUUACUGCCUACUUCAGCUCUGAGCAUUCAAGCAAUUCGUUCGAUUAUUCUGACCUUGGUUGGGGUGAACAAGGCCCCAAGACUCCUGAGAUCUCAUCCAUCCUUUCUGCUCCUUUGGAGGGUGAAUCUCAGUUUGUGCAGGGUGGUGCUGAUGAGAAGAAAAACACUUCUCAGGAAAUGAUCCCUGUGCAAAAUGAUUCUGCAAAGACUCUAUCUGAGGAGCUUGCAGACAUUGAAUCUCAGCUGAAGUUCUUUGAGGCCCCUUUCCUUGAUGGAAACUGGGUUGAUGCUUCAUUGGCGUCGUUGCUCAGCAGCGCGGAUGCAACUCAGGACAACCCUAUGAACCUUUGGAGCUUUGAUGACCUGCCUUCCAUGGCAGGAGGAGUUUUCUGAGCAACUUCUUUGUUUAUGUAAAUAAAGCUACAAGAAUUGUGGUCGUGGUGUUGGUGAUGAAGUCACAGCAAGUAACCCGCUUAAGCAUAUGUGGAGUUGAUUAUCUUGUAGCUAAUGCAGUAUAGGACUAUAUAGUUUUUUAGGUAUCCUUUGUCAACUCAAAGACCUCGCUUUCAGGGGAUUUUCUGCUUGAUGUUCAUAAGGAUUAUGUUAUAUAUGGUUCUGAGACACAGUCUUGACUGCUGAUAUAAAUUUUAACUUGGUUGUUUUCAUUGUGACUU
Messenger RNA from Cajanus cajan (pigeon pea), 1608 nucleotides. RefSeq names its product ethylene-responsive transcription factor RAP2-12. Gene Ontology annotation, biological process: regulation of DNA-templated transcription; ethylene-activated signaling pathway. Gene Ontology annotation, molecular function: DNA-binding transcription factor activity; DNA binding. The record is from RefSeq and is a predicted model, not a curated record. Lineage: Eukaryota; Viridiplantae; Streptophyta; Magnoliopsida; Fabales; Fabaceae.